AUGCCUAUACCAACCGAAGAACAGUGGAUGUGUAUAGCAAAUCAGUAUAAUAGAUUAUGGAAUUUACCAAAUUGCUUAGGUUCAAUAGAUGGGAAACACAUAAGAAUACAAAAACUCCCUAAUACAGGAUCCACUAAUUUUAAUUAUAAAUCAUACCAUUCAAUCGUUUUAAUGGCUUGCAGUGAUGCAGAUGGAAAUUUUAUUAUGAUAGAAACUGGUUUCGCUGGUAGAAAUAGCGAUGGAGGUAUCUUUCGAGCAUCAAGAAUGGGUCGGUGGCUUGAAAGAAAUGGUUUAAAUAUGCCACAUCCUAAACCAUUGCCUAAUGACCCUAACGACAUUUGUUUUCCUUAUUAUUUUGUAGCUGACGAAGGAUUCCCUUUGAAAAAAAAUUUAAUGAGACCAUACCCACAGAGAACUUUAACAAAUAAAAAACGAAUAUUUAACUACAGACUCAGUAGAGGUAGAAAAACUGUUGAGUGUUCAUUUGGUAUGAUGUCACAAAAAUUUCAAGUACUAUUAUCACCAAUACGAUGUAAUAACGAAACUACUAUUAACAAUAUAAUAAGAUCAGUAUGUACUCUCCACAAUUUUAUACGUAAAAGGGAAGGUCGACAGUAUAUAACUUCUGUUGAUUUUGAUGAAAACUGUCCAGAAGACGUUCAAGUACCAGUUGAGUUUCUCAGAGACAACGACGAUCAAAAUGAGUUGCUGAGAACACGAGCGGCGAGUGAUAUGAGAGAUUAUUUGUCUUCAUAUUUUGUUAAGCCUUAUGCAUCGCUGCCAUGGCAGUGGAAUAAGUGUGUAUAA
Metopolophium dirhodum (rose-grain aphid) is the source of this 807-nucleotide messenger RNA. RefSeq lists its product as uncharacterized. The record is from RefSeq and is a predicted model, not a curated record. The transcript has a single exon. Lineage: Eukaryota; Metazoa; Arthropoda; Insecta; Hemiptera; Aphididae. Bases 1 to 807 code for a protein of 268 amino acids.